CUUUCCCCCGGUUUCAAUUUUUCCUUCCUUUCCUGUUUCGACUCCGCAUAGGAACACACAUAGCAAUGGCACCUCGUAAGGGUAAGGAAAAGAAGGAAGAACAGGUGAUCAGCCUGGGACCUCAGGUUGCUGAGGGCGAGAAUGUUUUCGGAACCUGCCACAUCUUCGCUUCCUUCAAUGAUACCUUCGUUCAUGUCACUGACCUAUCUGGCAAGGAAACAAUCUGCCGCGUGACUGGUGGUAUGAAGGUGAAAGCCGACAGAGAUGAGUCCUCUCCUUACGCUGCUAUGUUGGCAGCUCAGGAUGUAGCGCAGAGGUGCAAGGAGCUGGGCAUCACUGCCUUGCACAUCAAACUGCGUGCAACUGGAGGCAAUAGAACUAAGACCCCCGGACCUGGUGCACAGUCUGCACUCAGAGCCCUGGCUCGUUCUGGUAUGAAGAUCGGACGUAUUGAGGAUGUCACCCCGAUCCCAUCAGACAGCACCCGCAGAAAGGGUGGUCGUCGCGGACGUCGUCUGUAGAGCGUUUUCUGCUACUGUCAAUAAAAAAAAAAAAAGGCAAAUUGGCAUCUGGUCCCUGCUUUAUUUUUUUUAGUAUAAUGAGAAUGAAUGCUUAAGUGGUGGCCAAAUUUCUUUAGUCAGUGGGAUUCACUUAAUGUAGCUUUCUGUUAAAUAUCAUGGUCUGUAGGGGUUUGCAUGUUGUGGCUCAGUUGUUGCAAAUAAGAUUUAAGUUGUCUUCUGAUUUAUCUUCUAAUCUCUUUUAGAUUCAUAAAAUAAUCCCCCUUUAUCCUGAUGACCCUGGAAGUUGGACAUCUUGGCCAAUCUAAGUAGCUUCUGAAAUAUUAUUUCUAAUUUUAAGUCAACAGCAAGGCAAUAGAUACCUGGAAAUUGUUGAAGUUUCCAGCUUUUGAACUGCUCAGAAAGAUUGCCUGAGGACAGAUCAAAGACGGUCUUAAGGCAUUCCCAUCCAAGAUCCAAUCCCCAAAUGCAGCUUCAAGGCAGUCUAUAUGAUGGUUUGAAACUAAUAGCGGAGGUUUUGAACUAAAACAAACCUCAAACUGAUGGUUUUAGUCCAUGUUUAUUUAAACAACAUUCACUCCCUAGCACAAACUAAGAUACCAAGUUAAAUGCAUCCUAUAAGGAAAGGGCAAGAAAAAAUCCCAUCUGGAUCAUUGAGUGGUAACUAAAAUCUGCAGAUCAGCAAUCCAGGGUUUACCUCUCCAUGUACGAUUAGUGCAUUUGGUAAAAGCUUCCAAAGGAGAAUAUGGAUUACCAUUUUUAAAUGUCAUGGAAUCCUUUUCAAAUCUAAAGAACAGGAUUCAGAAAUAUAGAUGUGUUACAUUUCUCAGUUUGGAAUUGGUUUGUGUUUAAUUAUCAGAUUUCUUACCUGAUCCAAGGACUUGAGUAACCUGAUUCAAGUUCAUUUCCAAUUUGGUUUGUCAUUCAUGCAAGUUUAGGAAUGCUUACCAGGCCCAAAAGCAACAGGCUAGAAGUGCCACAGUAAGGUGCAAUGGUCUGGUUAAGAGCAGGUUUAGAGAUGUCCUAGAACAGUGAUGUACUUCCUAUGGACGGGGAAAUGUACAUUGCUUUAAUUCUGAUUGGCUGUAGCAGCAGAUGGGCUGUUUAAAGCUAAGGUAAUCAUUUUGUGAAAUGUUAGUGUUUUUCUGAAGCUUUUUUAAAAAAAAAUUUAAAUCUGGUCUCAAGAAAUGCAAAUUGCUAUAACUACAUUUUUAUACAAACUGAUUUGAGCAAUGUGUCUGAUUUUCAAUUUUUUUUUUGUUUUGAUCAGUUUGCUUGGCUAAGGAAACCUUCUUGCAAAUUCUCCAAAAAACAAAACGGGUCAAGUUAAUUUCAAACACAAGCUACUUUUCCCACCUUUAGUGGAGUCUUGGUAUUAUCUAUAAUGUCUUGGUUAUUGUCGCACUCCAGUUACUGUCACUCUUAUUAGUAAUUGGACUUUCCACAGCACCUACUGUCACUAGAAAAACUAGAUUGUACAUUUGUUGAGCAAUCACAAAGGCAUGAAUCCCUUUGAAGUGAUACUAAAAGGUGCUGUAUCUGGCCACUAGAUGGCGCUGAAAGCAUACUCCUUUGUUGGCCUGCAUCGGAACUUGGAAGAAAGAAUUUGUGGUUAGGGUGUUGUCUUGAUUUUUAAAGAAUGUUAAGCACCUGCAGUGUUCUGAAAGCGGUUUGUUUUAAAUAUAUUUACCUUUAAUAGCAUUACCACAAGGUAUAGUGUUUAGGAUGUGUACUGGUAUAUCAAAUUAUUAUUUUAUCUCAUUGGAGAUUUCCUGUUUUACUUGAGUAUCUGACAUGAGGAAACUAAGACAUGCACAUUCUAAUAGAUACAAAAUGUUUCAUUCUGUUAGGAGGUUUGUUGGGGUUGGUUCCGUGUCAAGCACUAAAAAUAAAAGUUGUCAGUAAACCAUUUUUAAGUAUUAAAACCUGCUGACAAAAAUAUAUACUUGAGUGCUGAGUAGCUAAUGUACAUCAUAGUUCAUAGGAAUUUCAAAUGCUUCUUGUAUGCAUUUCAGCCAUGUAUAGUUAAACCUCUUAGUAUUUGUGUUAUUGUGUUAACUGUUAGUCCAACUUUGCAUAUCCUAUAAAACAUGAUUUUAUACAAUAAAUGAAUGGUCAGUAUGUAAAGAAAUAUAUGAAAUACAUUCUGCUAUGAAACUUCACAUCAGGAGUUUUCCAGAGAAUUAAUUCUGCCUUUAUUCUGUAAAAGUAAUUGUUCAAGGUUGGCUGCAGUACAUAUUUUUUUCCUCUGCAAAUACAAUUCUAAUGCUGAAGCAGUCAUUUGUUGCUAGGUAGAGGAGAAGUACAAAAGCACUCUUUGAUGCAGACGUGAAAUAAAAAAGUCAUUUUA
This is a messenger RNA of Polyodon spathula (Mississippi paddlefish), 2868 nucleotides long. Its product is annotated as 40S ribosomal protein S14. The record is from RefSeq and is a predicted model, not a curated record. Gene Ontology annotation, cellular component: ribosome; cytosolic small ribosomal subunit. Bases 66 to 521 code for a protein of 151 amino acids. Gene Ontology annotation, molecular function: structural constituent of ribosome; mRNA 5'-UTR binding; small ribosomal subunit rRNA binding. Gene Ontology annotation, biological process: ribosomal small subunit assembly; maturation of SSU-rRNA from tricistronic rRNA transcript (SSU-rRNA, 5.8S rRNA, LSU-rRNA); translation. The transcript has 5 exons. Lineage: Eukaryota; Metazoa; Chordata; Actinopteri; Acipenseriformes; Polyodontidae.